AUGAGACGCGUUGGAUAUUGGAUUAGUGAGAAAAAGAAGAAAAAGUUGGAUUUUGAGAGCCACCGUGAGCUGUUCAGAAAUGCUGGGAUCGAUUUAGUGGAAAUUGAUCUCAGCCGGUCGGUGGAGAGCCAGGGACCGUUUGAUCUUAUGGUUCACAAGGUCACCGAUCUCUUCGCCCUGGCCGUCGAUGGUGAUGCCUCUGCCGAAAACGCAAUUAAGAAUUUUGAG
Molecule: messenger RNA, 228 nt
Organism: Candidula unifasciata
Lineage: Eukaryota; Metazoa; Mollusca; Gastropoda; Stylommatophora; Geomitridae
Source: the annotation of a GenBank genome assembly